Molecule: messenger RNA, 1481 nt
Organism: Neltuma alba
Lineage: Eukaryota; Viridiplantae; Streptophyta; Magnoliopsida; Fabales; Fabaceae
Product: leucine-rich repeat extensin-like protein 4
Exons: 1
Coding region: 1-1242 (413 amino acids)
Molecular function (GO): protein binding
Source: RefSeq, a predicted model, not a curated record
AUGGCUUCGGUUUCAUUCUCUUCCUUUGUCUCUUGUGUGCUGUUUCUUCUUCUCUUGCAUUCGUCUUCCAUCUUUAAUAAUCUCUGUGCAGCAAAACACGGUGUGGCCAACCGUCACCACCGUCACCUCCACCAUACCCAGAAUCCUCCAUUAAACCCACGGCUUUACCGAGCUUUUCUUGCCCUCCAAGCAUGGAAGCGCGUGAUGUACUCUGACCCGCGUAACGUUACUGAGAACUGGGUAGGACCUUCAGUCUGCAACUAUAAUGGUAUAUAUUGCGCUCCAUCUGUGGAUGAUCCUAAAGUCACGGUUGUGGCUGGCAUUGAUCUUAAUUUUGCAGACAUAGCUGGGUUCUUACCUGAUGAACUAGGCCUACUCUGCGAUCUCGCUCUUCUCCAUCUCAAUAGUAAUCGCUUUUGUGGCAUCCUUCCGUUGAGCCUAAGCAACCUUACUCUUCUUUAUGAGCUUGAUCUUAGCAACAACAGAUUUGUAGGGCCAUUCCCUUCUGUUGUGCUUUCCCUUCCUACCCUUCGAUAUCUUGACAUUCGCUAUAAUGAGUUUGAAGGGCCAUUGCCUCCUCAACUAUUCAACAAACCCUUUGAUGCCAUUUUCGUCAACAACAAUCGCUUCAGCAGUUCAAUCCCAACAAAUUUAGGCCAAAGCUCAGCCUCUGUGAUCGUGUUUGCUCAUAACAAAUUUGGAGGGUGUCUCCCCGAAAGCAUAGUCAACUUUGCGAAUACCUUGGAAGAACUGGUCCUAAUAAACACAAGUUUGUCUGGUUGUUUGCCACAGCAAGUUGGUUUUCUAUAUAAACUACGAGUGUUAGAUGUGAGCUUUAACAAAAUUGUUGGUCCCAUACCUUACAGCCUUGCAGGGUUGUCUCAUUUGGAGCAGCUAAAUUUGGGACAUAACAUGUUGACUGGUGCAGUGCCAAUGGGGGUUUGUGAACUGCCAAACUUGAACAAUUUCACGUUCUCCUAUAACUUCUUCUGCGAGGAAGAAGGUAUUUGUCAGAACCUGACGUCUAAACACAUCGUGUUCGAUGAUCGCCGGAACUGCUUGCCGGAGAAGCCAUUGCAGAGGAGCCAAAAGGAAUGCAAUGCAGUGCUUGAACACCCAGUUGAUUGUGCUGAGCUUUGCUGUGUUGGAGGUUCAAGUUCUGCUUCAGUGGCUAUGCCACCUGUUCUAUCUCCAAUAGGAAUGCCUGUAUCUUCACCUAUUACAGCGCCAGCUUAUCCAUGAACAAGUGUGCUUGUUGAUACACAUUGGCAAAACAAGGUCGAGGAUGAUUUACGGUGUGCAUAUACUUUAAUGUUUUAAGUUGUGUGUUCAAUUUUAUGUAAAUCCUAUUGUAUUAUACUGUCCUGUUUCUUAGAAAAGUGUUGUUAAAAGGAUCCUCUUAUAGAUUUAUAGGCUCAAACGCGUACCAUAAGGGGACCAGAAAUAUACUGGAUAUAUAAUGAUUUCCUUCAUUCAACAUU